Molecule: messenger RNA, 2584 nt
Organism: Leptonychotes weddellii (Weddell seal)
Lineage: Eukaryota; Metazoa; Chordata; Mammalia; Carnivora; Phocidae
Source: RefSeq, a predicted model, not a curated record
AUCUAUUUGUGUUCUCAUUUAUUUUCCCUACCGCCUUAAUGCAAUGCCGCGACGAGUCGGAGUCGAAUGCCCGAAUUGGGGUGUCGUCUCAGCCAUUCCUGCGCUAUUGACACUUUUCUCAGUAGUUGUGGUAGCUCGGGGUGGGGUGAGGACGAACCAGAACUGGAUGGGGGAGAGCGGCUUGUCAAGAUGGGAGGGGAGAAGGCAGAGGGACGACGAGUGCGUUUCUAAAACUCGUCUUUAGAGAUUUUUGCUUAUGUAUACUGACGCUGCCCCCGACCAGCUGGACAUUCCUGCUUUAUUGCACUAAUUGCCUUUGCUUUUUUGGAGGGAGCGGGGGGUGCUGUGCUUCGCGGUGGGCAGAGAGCCCUGUGCAUCCUGAGCUCCUGGGAGUAAGGAUUACAAAUUGCGUGUGGGAGCCAGAGAGCUCCGCAGCCGCUGACUUUUCCGCGUCUCGGAAAGGGCAUUUAAAUUCCGUCUUACCGCAUUUCUGACAGCCGGAGACAGACACUGCGGCGCGUCCCGCCCGCCGAUCCCCGCGGCGUUUCCCAUUCACCCCCUGCUCCUUUUAAGAAGUUGGCAUUUGGCUUUUUAAAAGAUUAAUAAAAUUAGGGAUCUUGGGCUUCCGAGGGACUGGUUGGGGACCGGGUGUUGGGGAGGCGCAGGGACCAGGGAAAGGGAGGCUGGGCAGGGAUGUGUCCGAUUCUCCUGGAAUCAUGGACUUGGGGGAAACGAGGGCGAAUCUCCGCACCCAUCCUUGGCUCCCCCGCCGCGGCCCCUGGUGUCCCCGCGCCCCUGAGAUGCGGAGGGACGGCAAGGAGCUGGGCUCGGGGCUUUUCCAGAACAGCUGCUACCCUCGGCGGGCUGCCGCGAUGCCCCUCAACGUCAGCUUCGCCAACAGGAACUAUGACCUCGACUACGACUCGGUACAGCCUUAUUUCUAUUGCGACGAGGAGGAGAACUUCUACCAGCAGCAGCAGCAGAGCGAGCUGCAACCACCGGCGCCCAGCGAGGAUAUCUGGAAGAAAUUCGAGCUGCUGCCCACCCCGCCGCUGUCCCCGAGCCGCCGCUCGGGGCUCUGCUCGCCCUCCUACGUUGCAGUCGCGUCCUUCUCCCCCAGGGGGGACGACGACGGCGGCGGCGGCAGCUUUUCCACGGCCGACCAGUUGGAGAUGGUGACCGAGCUGCUGGGAGGGGACAUGGUGAACCAGAGCUUCAUCUGCGACCCGGACGACGAGACCUUCAUCAAAAACAUCAUCAUCCAGGACUGCAUGUGGAGCGGCUUCUCGGCCGCCGCCAAGCUGGUCUCCGAGAAGCUGGCUUCCUACCAGGCUGCGCGCAAAGACAGCGGCAGCCCGAGCCCCGCCCGCGGGCCUGGCGGCUGCUCCACCUCCAGCCUGUACCUGCAGGACCUGAGCGCCGCCGCCUCCGAGUGCAUCGACCCCUCCGUGGUCUUUCCCUACCCGCUCAACGACAGCAGCUCGCCCAAGCCCUGCGCCUCCCCGGACUCCACCGCCUUCUCUCCGUCCUCGGACUCUCUGCUCUCCUCGGCAGAGUCCUCCCCGCGGGCCAGUCCCGAGCCCCUGGCGCUUCACGAGGAGACACCGCCCACCACCAGCAGCGACUCGGAGGAAGAACAAGAGGAUGAAGAAGAAAUUGAUGUUGUUUCUGUGGAAAAAAGGCAGCCCCCUGCCAAAAGGUCAGAAUCGGGGUCACCCUCGGCGGGAAGCCACAGCAAACCUCCUCACAGCCCGCUGGUCCUUAAGAGAUGCCAUGUGUCCACCCAUCAGCACAAUUACGCAGCGCCCCCCUCCACCAGGAAGGACUAUCCAGCCGCCAAGAGGGCUAAGUUGGACAGUGGCAGAGUCCUGAAACAGAUCAACAACCGCAAAUGUGUCAGCCCCAGGUCUUCGGACACAGAGGAGAAUGACAAGAGGCGGACACACAACGUCUUAGAACGCCAGAGGAGAAACGAGCUGAAACGGAGCUUUUUUGCCCUGCGUGACCAGAUCCCGGAGUUGGAAAACAAUGAAAAGGCCCCCAAGGUAGUCAUCCUUAAAAAAGCCACCGCGUACAUCCUGUCGGUCCAAACAGAGGAGCAGAAGCUCAUUUCAGAAAAGGACUUGUUGCGGAAGCGGCGAGAACAGUUGAAACACAAACUGGAACAGCUAAGGAACUCUGGUGCCUAAGUCCACCUAUUGGAGGACGGAACUGGAAUUGGUCAUGAAUUCUCAUUUGUUACUAAGAGAAAGUAAGGGAACAGGUUCCUUCUGACAGAACUGUAGCAGCUCCUCAUAUCUGAACUUUUUUCAAAUGCAUGUUCAAGUGCAACCUCACAACCUUGGCUAAGCCUUAGGAUUGAAAGGUUUAGCCAUAAUGUAAACUGCCUCAAAUGGAACUUUGGGCAUAAAAGAACUUUUUUUUAUGCUUGCCAUCCUUUUUUUUUUCCUUUAACAGAUUUGUAUUUAAGAAUUGUUUUUAAAAAAUCGUAAAGUUUACCCCACUUCCCCAUGUAAAUAUGGCCAUUAAAUGUAAAUAACUUUAAUAAAACGUUUAUAGCAGUUAUACAAGAAUUCAAACCAUG